Messenger RNA from Canis lupus familiaris (dog), 5690 nucleotides. RefSeq names its product negative regulator of reactive oxygen species (gene NRROS). Bases 3493 to 5550 code for a protein of 685 amino acids. Gene Ontology annotation, biological process: immune response; transforming growth factor beta receptor signaling pathway. The record is from RefSeq and is a predicted model, not a curated record. The transcript is spliced from 3 exons. Gene Ontology annotation, molecular function: transforming growth factor beta binding. NCBI's taxonomy places the organism in Eukaryota, Metazoa, Chordata, Mammalia, Carnivora, Canidae. Gene Ontology annotation, cellular component: cell surface.
GACACAGGCAGAUAGAGAAGCAGGCUCCCUGCAGGGAGCCCAUGUGGGACUCGAUUCUGGGACUCUAGGACUACGCCCUGGGCCAAAGGCAGAUGCUCAACCGCUGAGCCAUCCAGGGAUCCCCAUGGAGGGAUUUUGGAAACAUGAAAUAAGCUGCAUGAAAUAAGCCAGGCACAAAAGGACCAAUAUGACACGAUUCCACUUACAGGAGGUGCCUAAAUAGGAGAAUGUAUAGAGAAAGAAAGACGGUGGCUACUAGGAAUUGAGGGGAGUGGAUGCAGAGAGUUACUGUUGUUUAGUGGCAGAGUUUCAGUUUGGGAUACUGGAAAGUUUCUUUAAAAAACUUUUUUUAUGUAUUAUUCAUGAGAGAUAGACGCAGAGAGAGAAGCAGGCUCCAUGCAGGGAGCCCGAUGUGGGACUCGAUCCCAGGUCUAUAGCAUCAGGCCCUGGGUUGAAGGUGGCGCUAAACCACUGAGCCACUCAGGCACCCUGGGAUGCUGGAAAGUUCUAGAGAAGAAUGAUGGUGAGAUUGCAUGGCAGUGUGACUGUAUUUAAUGCUACUGAGUGGUACACUCAAAAAGGGUUGAAAUGGCAGAUUAUAUGUGUAUUUUAACCCAGUAAAAACUGGAGGUAAUAAUGCCUAUUCUGUAAAAAUGUUGCAGAGUCCUGAGAUCAAAGGUCUGUGAGAAACCUUUGCAACCUCAAGUGCUAUUAUUACCCAAUAGCAAUAAGCUAUGAUCCACUUGUUUUGGCUUUAUCCAAGAAUUCCCUAAAAAUCAUUGUUCUUUUGGGAGGGAAGUUUUUGUUGUUGUUGUUGUUGUUUAAAUCAUAUUGCUCCCUUUCCUCCGUGAAUUCAAAUAGGUUUUAAAGGAAAAAAAAAAAGCAGCUUUAGAACAUGCUGCCAUCCUUAAACUGUACCAUGAAAACUUUAUUACUUUUCACCAUUACCUAUCCAAAUACCUAUUACAGAGCAGUGCGUUAAAGAGGGUAUCAGCCACUCACACUGCAGUGUAAGCUACUUUCUUCCUAAUUCUGGCUGAGAACAGUAAGGCAGUGAUGAUCAAAUCUUUUUUUUUUUUUUUUUAAACAAGACAAACUUUUCCCCAAAUAGCUGACUUUGCAAUCUCAAUAAAUUGACAUUAAAUUAACUAAACCGAUCCAGAAGAUUGAACAAGGAGUAACUUUAUUUUUAGUUAAAUCACUUGAUGUGCAUUCUAAAAUAUUUAGGGGGAAGAAUGGCGAUGACUGCAAUCUAUUUCUAAAUGCAUCAAAAACUAAGAUGGUUUGAAGAAUGGAUAGAAGGAUAGGUAGAUGGACAGCUGUGUGGAAAAAGCAAGAGUAGUAAAUUUUUUUUUUUUUUUGUAAAAUGUUAAUAGUAGAAUCUCGGUGGUAGAUAUACCAGCAAUCACUGCCACAUUCUUUCAACUAUGUUGUGUGUUUAAAAUGUUCCUAAUAAAAUAUUGGGGGAAAAUUAAAUCGCUAACAAUACCUAGUAACUGCUCAUAUUCCUUUUCAUAAACAUAAAAAGCAAAUAAUAAAAAGAUAAAAAGAACUUCCAUAAGAGCUGCAACUUUCUAUGCUAUUAUAUGGAUCAUUGCUCAUCUGAACUAUUAGGAUGUGAUGAGGAGGUGGCACAUGCACUGGGCCUUGAAGGAUGAAUAGGAGGUUGGCAGCUGGAGAAGACCAGAGAAAGGGCCUUUCCCACAGAGGAACCAGUAUGUGAGAAUACACGAUUUAGUCAUGGGUAGCAAGUGUCCGCGGGCGGCUGGGGCUUGUGGUUGAGGUUGAGUUUUGCUGGAUUCACAGACUGGGUUUCAACUGCAGCAGCUCUGACAUUCUCUGGCUCCAUCACCUGAGCCUUUGUGAGCCUCGAUUCACCAUGUGUGAAAUGGAGAUAACAUUUACCUGCUGGGAUUCGGGGAGGACUGUUACAUGUCGAGCACCUGGCACAGCACUUACCCCUAGGUGAGCGCUCAAUGAACAUUAGCUGUUGCCACUGAGAGCCUGGGAAGCAAUUUGGGAGCUUGACUACUACCCUGUCGCGCAGGUCAGCUAUCUGGAUGCUGUGUCAUCUCAUUCCCCCGUUGAGCCCCUUCUCAAGGGAACCCAGGUUGGAGGGGCGGCAGUAAGGCCUUGGUUCUCACUCUAACCCCUUCCCUGCCCAGAGUCUCCCACAGACUGAGUGGUGUGUCCUCCUCCCAACGUCCCCAGGUCACACCCCACAGCGCAGACGGAUGGGGGAAUGUACUGCUGCUCUUCUGUCUUCUUCUUUUUUUUUUUUUAAUAUUUUUUAUUUAUUUAUUCAUGAGAGACAGAGAGAAAGAGAGGCAGAGACACAGGCAGAGGGAGAAGCAGGCUCCAUGCAGGGAGCCCGAUGUGGGACUCGAUCCCGGGACUCCAGGAUCACACACUGGGCCAAAGGCAGGUGCCAAACCGCUGAGCCACCCAGGGAUCCCCUCUUCUGUCUUCUUUAUUCCGAUACCAGCUCCCUAUUUGCACAGAGGAACUGUGCCUCCCCUUUAGUCCCAACACUACUUUUGUCUUACCAGUGAAGUCCCCACAUUCCCUUAUAUCGAGCUUUCUUGCACCCAUUCUCUCAUUCAUUCGUGACACAACCCACAACCCUGUGAGGUCAGCGAGGCACCUCCGGCCCCACUGCGGUGUGAGAGAGAACAAACCUGUGAUACUGAAAGGAAAUGACAGGUUUGAAAGUAAUGCAUCAUUGGUUGGGCGCCUGUCCACAGAGAUUGUGUGGGUCUCUCGUAAACAAAGGUGACAACACACUCAUUCCCACCACCAGCCCCGUAAGAGCAAGGUGUUGCCGCCCCAGAGGGAGCAUAUUUGCAUUUUUAAAAACCUGUGACCUUGGAACAGUACAGAGUGAACUGACUGACCUCCAUUGUUUGUUUGUUUGUUUUUUUUUUAGAUUUUAUUUAUUUAUUCUUGAGAGACACAGAGAGAGGCAGAGACACAGGCAGAGGGAGAAGCAGGCUCCCUGCGGGGAGCCCGAUGUGGGACUCGAUCCAGGGACCCCAGGAUCACAACCUGAGCCCAAGGCAGCCGCUCAACCGCUGAGCCCCCCAGGCGUCCCCUCCCGCUGGUUCUAGGGGGCUGACCCUGAGCACCUAGGGAAGCCGGCGGGCUCAUUCGCAGCCCUGAGACGAAGUCUGGCAGGAUAGAGUUCAGCAUCACUCCACACUCUGGCUGCCCCGAGUUGUCAUAGGAAGAGCCCAAGAGAAGAAAAUCUGCUGUGGCCUGCAGCCUCCGCGCAGGUGCAGCCGGACCUCAGCCCCUCCCAGGUGAAGGCUCUUCUCCCAAGGUCAGGUGGAGUCUAGCUGGUCAGGUGUGCUGGGCUGCGGUGGGAACAAGGCCUCUGCAUUUGAAACCAGUGCCUGGAAGCCGUUGCACCGCGUUCCCGGCGGCGCCUUGUACGUACCAUCUCCUCUCCAUGGCCUGCGUGUUCGCACCUCCAAAUACUGUGCUGCACUUGAGAUGGAGUUACUGCCCCUCUGGCUCUGCCUGGGUUUUCACUUCUUGACCUUGGAAUGGAGAAAUCAAAGUGGAAUGGCCAUAGCAGCUUCCCAAGGCGGCUGCGAGUUGGUUGACGGAGGGGCCGACUGCCGCGGGCGGAACCUCGAGGCCGUGCCCGCCGACCUGCCGGCCUCCUCCCGGCGCCUCCUCCUGGACGCCAACCCGCUCGGGACCCUGUGGAACCACUCGCUGGGCCGCUACCCGGCGCUCGAGAGCCUCAGCCUGCGCGGCUGCCGCCUGGAGCGCAUCGGCCGCGCCGCCUUCCGAGGCCAGGCCCGCGUGCGCAGCCUGGCGCUGCCCGACAACCGCCUGGGCGAGAGCUACCGGGACGCGGCGGCCGCCUUCCGGGGCCUGCGCGCUCUGCGGACGCUCGACCUGUCGGGGAACGCCCUGACGGAGGACAUGGUGGCCGCCCUGCUGCGCCCCGUGGCGUCGCUGGAGUCGCUGGCGCUGGCGCGGAACGCCAUCAUGCGGCUCGACGAGUCGGUGUUCGAGGGCCUGCGGCGCCUCCGGGAGCUCGACCUGCAGCGCAACUACAUCUUCGAGAUCGAGGCGGGCGCCUUCGACGGCCUGGCGGGGCUGCGGCGCCUCAACCUGGCCUACAACAACCUGCCGUGCAUCGUGGACUUCCGCCUCACGCAGCUGCGGGUGCUCAACGUCAGCUACAACGCGCUGGAGUGGUUCCUGGCGGCGGGCGGCGCGGCCUUCCAGCUCGAGACGCUCGACCUGUCGCACAACCAGCUGCUCUUCUUCCCGCUGCUGCCCGGCUGCGGCCGCCUGCGCACGCUGCUGCUGCGCGACAACCUGCUGGGCUUCUACGCGCGCCUGGACAACGCGUCGGCGCCGCGCGAGGCGGUGGCGCAGUUCGUCCUGCUGGACGGCAACGAGACGCGCGUGCGCACCGUGCGCCUGUGGGACGAGGCGGCGGCCGGCGACCUGGGCGGGCUGCGCGUCCUCGACCUGAGCCACAACCGCUUCCGGUACCUGCCCGACGGCUUCCUGCGCGCCAUGCCGGCCCUGGCCCGCCUCAGCCUCCGCCGGAACUGCCUGGCGUCGCUGCACUUCCGGCCGCGCGAGCCGCCCGCGGCGCUCGCGGAGCUGGACCUGAGCCACAACCUGCUGGCCGAGCUGCGCGUGGCGCCGGGCCUCCGCGGCCGCCUGCCGGGCCUCCGCGCCUUCAACCUCAGCUCCAACCGGCUCGCGGGCGUCCCCGCCGGCCUCUUCGCCGCCGCCGCCAACCUCAGCGCCGUGGACCUGAGCCACAACCGCAUCGCGCUGUGCCCCGCGCCCCGCGGCCGCGCGGCCUGCGUGGACCUGCGCAACGCGGCGGCGCUGCGGAGCCUGGCGCUGGAGGGCUGCGGGCUGCCGCCGCUGCAGGAGCAAGCGCUGCGGGGCACGGCGCUCACGCACCUGGACCUGUCGGGCAACCGCGGCGUGCUCAACGGCUCCGUGGGCGCGCUGCGGGCCGUGGCCGCCACCCUCCAGGUGCUGGCGCUCAGGAACGUGGGCCUGGGCCGCGGCCUCCCGGAGCUGGACCUGACGGGCUUCGGGAGCCUCCGGGACCUGGACCUGUCGGGGAACGCGCUGCGCGCCUUCCCGCGGCUCGGCGGCCCGGCCCUGCGGCGCCUCGACCUGCGCGGGAACCGCCUCACGGCGCUGCCGCGGAGCGCGGUGGCCGAGCGGCUGGCGCGGGGCCUGCGCACCGUCUACCUCAGCCAGAACCCCUACGACUGCUGCGGCCUGGACGGCUGGGCCGCCCUGCAGCGCCUGCACGCCGUCGCCGACCUGGCCGCCGUCACCUGCAGCCUGUCCUCCAAGGUGCUGCGCCUCGCCGAGCUGCCCGGGGGCCCGCCCCGCGACUGCCGGUGGGAGCGCGUGGACACGGGCCUGCUGUACCUCGUGCUCGUCCUCCCCAGCGGCCUCACCCUGCUCGUGGCCGGCACCGUGCUCUCCCUCACCUUCAGGAAGCCUCUGCUGCGCCUCAUCAAGAGCCGCUGCCGCUGGCCGUCCGUCUACUGAGCCGGCCCGGUGCAGGCCACAGGCCCCGCGAACCGAGGUUUCAGUCGCCGCCCCUGGUGGCCCCCGGGCGGUCCCCGGGCGCGCCUUCCCACACUGUGCGCCACCCUCGUCGCCCUGGGAAGAUAUUUAUUAAGCGGUGC